AACAUGAGUGAAGUUUCUUGCAAAAAACGAGAUGAUUAUUUGGAAUGGCCUGAGUAUUUCAUGGCAGUGGCCUUCUUGUCAGCCCAGAGAAGCAAAGAUCCAAAUUCCCAGGUUGGAGCCUGCAUUGUGAAUGCAGAGAACAAGAUUGUCGGGAUCGGGUACAAUGGAAUGCCAAAUGGGUGCAGCGAUGACCUGUUGCCUUGGAGGAGGACAGCAGAGAACAGGCUGGACACCAAAUACCCUUACGUGUGCCAUGCCGAGCUGAAUGCCAUCAUGAACAAAAAUUCGGCCGACGUGAAAGGCUGCAGCAUGUACGUCGCCUUGUUCCCGUGUAACGAGUGCGCGAAGCUCAUCAUCCAGGCAGGUAUAAAAGAAGUUAUUUUCAUGUCUGAUAAAUACCACGAUAGUGAUGAGACAACAGCUGCGAGGCUCAUGUUUGAUAUGGCGGGGGUCACAUUCAGGAAAUUCACACCGAAGUGCAGCAAGAUUGUCAUUGACUUUGAUUCAAUUAACAGCAGACCGAGUCCGAAGCUUCAGUGAGUCACAUCUCAUUAAAUCUCCAGAAGAUUGGGAUUAUCCUCUUCUAAGAAGCUGCUAAUGCCUUUCAUCUUGAAGUUACACAUAACUUUUUAAUAGCCAGUACGGCAAAAGUAGACAUCUAAAGAAUAUAAAGCCUCAAAUCUCCUUACUGUCUCUCCUGUCACAUGGAAUCUACAUCUGUUUAAACUAUUGAUUUAGGGUUUAAAAACAGGGACCCUGUAGAUGGCCUGUUGCACAGAGCUGGAGCGCGGUGUGGUGCCUCCCCCUCUUGUAUCCCGGUUUGCUGGGAUGCCCGGGGCUCUGCAGGAGGGCGUCAGCUAUCUGUCAUCGCUGUGUCUCAGCAGCCUUUCCUCGCUGCUACAUGUGCUGGAAGGACAAAUAAAUAAUUGUUGUUGUGUUCUUA
Molecule: messenger RNA, 943 nt
Organism: Tupaia belangeri chinensis (Chinese tree shrew)
Lineage: Eukaryota; Metazoa; Chordata; Mammalia; Scandentia; Tupaiidae
Gene: DCTD
Product: dCMP deaminase
Exons: 5
Coding region: 4-540 (178 amino acids)
Biological process (GO): pyrimidine nucleotide metabolic process
Cellular component (GO): cytoplasm
Molecular function (GO): dCMP deaminase activity; zinc ion binding
Source: RefSeq, a predicted model, not a curated record